Molecule: messenger RNA, 1550 nt
Organism: Contarinia nasturtii (swede midge)
Lineage: Eukaryota; Metazoa; Arthropoda; Insecta; Diptera; Cecidomyiidae
Gene: eff
Product: ubiquitin-conjugating enzyme E2-17 kDa
Exons: 5
Coding region: 265-708 (147 amino acids)
Biological process (GO): protein polyubiquitination; ubiquitin-dependent protein catabolic process
Cellular component (GO): nucleus
Molecular function (GO): ubiquitin conjugating enzyme activity
Source: RefSeq, a predicted model, not a curated record
UGACUUCAUUGCAUAUACAUAGCUGUCGCCAUUUUCGUUUUGUAACAUAGAUUUUUUUUUCUCAUACACAACCACUACUUUCAAAGUUAGCAGAGGAAGGCCGCCAUCUUGCAUCGCUGCUGUUCGUUCUAAUCAAAAGACCAUUUCAGUUCAAGUUAUUGUCUGGUGCAGCAACCAGAUUAAUUAUUUAAGCAAAAAAGAAAAAUCAUUAAGAAAUAAUAUAAAUCCCGACACACAAAAAACACAUAAAGAAAUUGGUAAAAUAUGGCUUUAAAAAGAAUUAAUAAGGAACUGCAAGAUCUUGGUCGAGAUCCUCCAGCUCAGUGCAGCGCUGGCCCAGUUGGUGACGACUUGUUUCAUUGGCAAGCAACAAUCAUGGGACCCCCGGACAGUCCGUAUCAAGGUGGUGUAUUCUUCUUAACAAUACAUUUUCCGACAGAUUACCCGUUCAAACCACCAAAAGUGGCUUUCACAACGCGCAUAUACCACCCCAACAUUAACAGUAAUGGUUCGAUUUGUUUGGACAUAUUAAGAUCUCAAUGGUCUCCAGCGUUAACUAUAUCAAAAGUUCUGCUGUCAAUUUGCUCUCUGCUGUGUGAUCCAAAUCCAGAUGAUCCAUUAGUUCCUGAGAUUGCAAGAAUAUACAAAACCGAUCGCGAAAAAUACAAUGAGCUAGCACGGGAAUGGACCCGGAAAUAUGCUAUGUGAUGUGAUGCUUUUUAAUAAAAGAGAGAAAAAUAUCAAUCCGUCAAAAUGAAUAAAAAAACACACAAUAAUUGCAUUAUUCUUAUAUCGAUUCCAAAGAAUCGCAUGAGAAUAAUAAAAAUUUGCAACAGCAUCAUCCGGAUGAAAAAAAAAUGAGAGUAAAGGCAAAGAAUUAAAAGUAAAUAACAACAAAAAAAAUCACAAAAAAUCUAUUAAAAAAUUUUCAAUAAAAAAACUGAAAGAGAACGGAAACACAUACAACUGAGCUAAAAUUUAUUGUAAACUGAAAUUAAAAAGCAGAAAAACAAUAAGAGAAAGCAACAACAAAAAAAAAUAAUAACUGAAACAAUAUCACCAAAAAAAAAAAAAAAUUUGCAAAAUUCAAAAUAAACCAGAACAAAACUGUCAGAACAGUUAACCGGAUUAUUACAUUUUCACACAUCCAGCAACAGCCACACAACAAAACACACAAUAUACAUGGAAAUAAAUAAUUAAUAUUGCUAUUACUUAAUUUAAUAAAAACUUAGCCACAGUUCGCAUUUUGUUUAUAACGAAACCAUAACUCUUUUUCUCUUCAUUUUGCAUUUGUUUUUCUUUUCAUACAUACUUUUUUUUGUUGUUGAUUGAAUCGAAACGGAAGGAAAAAUACGUGAAAGACAAAACAUUUAGAUAUUGAUUGUGAAAAUAAAUCAAAAAAACAUAAAAAAAACAAAUAAACAAAUGAACCACUUCAAAAAAAAAGAGGAGUGAAAGAAUCAACUCAUAAUGGAAGUCGUGUUGGUACAGACGGAAGAAAUUAAUCGCAUAUACUGACGAAAACCCGAUUUCAAAAAAAAAAAAAAAAA